Messenger RNA from Protopterus annectens (West African lungfish), 7991 nucleotides. It is a transcript of the gene KANSL1, whose product is annotated as KAT8 regulatory NSL complex subunit 1. The coding region runs from base 814 to 4296 and encodes 1160 amino acids. The transcript has 16 exons. Gene Ontology annotation, cellular component: NSL complex. The record is from RefSeq and is a predicted model, not a curated record. Gene Ontology annotation, molecular function: histone acetyltransferase binding. Lineage: Eukaryota; Metazoa; Chordata; Ceratodontiformes; Protopteridae.
UAAUGCCCUCGUUUAUUGCUCCUGUCUUUCAGUGUUUGUCGUUUUAUAAUGUUACUGUAUAGUACCCUGUCUCCUCCCCUUUGUUAAUAUUUGCUUUGGGAGCUUUACUAGUGAUGACGCACAACUAACCUUUAUUUUUUGUGGAAUUGGAAUGCGCAGUGGUGUGCCACGCCACCUAGCUGCAUGGUUGAGAAGUGGUGGUUGGGGAGGAGGAGCAGCUGAAGAAAGUGUGUCUCCGUAUUUGUCAGAGGCUGAGUCGGCGAAGACUAAGUAGGUCCGCCAUUUUCGAGAGUUGUUCUAGUAGCGAAAGAAAAAAAAUCCAAAUAAGGGGGCGAAUUAAGAGAAGGACCAGGCUGGAGGUGUUUCUUUGCUUUUACUGAGCAUUUUGUUGGACUGAAUAACCGCGGUGGUGGAGACCUUCGUGCCACCUCGUGCGUGGGUAUAUGUACGAGAACAAGAGGAUUGUUUCUGCAUCCAUUUCGCUGUGCCUUUCUUCGGAACUCUGUUUUCCCCGAACGUUGGAACGAGAGGGGGGUGGCGGGGCCGGUACCGGGCUGUGGCUGGUACCCGGGGACUACCGUCUUCUCUCAGUGCGUGGCCGUGGCGGCGGCUCCUUUUGUUCGAGUUUGCCCUAUUGCCUGGGUUUCCUCCGUCUCCUCCAUUGUUGUUUGCAAACUGCGCCCAUUUUGUUCCGAAAUCCGCCCGGACUCGGCGCUCGCUCCAUCACGUGGCUUUUUGCUGCCAAAGUGAGAAGAGAGACUGGAGCUGGCCUCAGCACUGGGAGAGGCUGGAGUGCCCAUCUAUUUGUGCUGCAUGGCUGCAAUGGCGCCCGCUCUCACUGAUGCAACAGCUGAAACUCACCACAUUCGAUUCAAACUGGCUCCUGCAUCUUCUACCCUUUCACCAGGCAGUGCCGAGAACAACGGCAACGCCAACAAUAUUCUCAUUACUGCUAGUGGUACCAAAAAGAAAAUUAUUGGCACAGAAGAUAGCUUAAAUUUAUGCAGUAACACCACAAAGGAGGAUCGGGGAAAACUGCAGCCACUGGUGGCAUCAUACCUUUGUUCUGAUGUAACAUCUGUUUCUUCAAAAGAAUCUUUGAAGCGAUCUGGUGUUUUCAGCAAGCAUACAGUUCUUAAGCCACAUACUAUCUUGUCGCAGUCUUUGUAUAAUAGUGAGUUGCUUGGUAAGCAGCCACAGGUGUUGGAGAUCUCACUUGAGAGUUUAAAAAACAUGAAUAACGGAGGACCACCUCUUCCUUCACAGGCACCUGUAAAUGGCUUGGCUAAGAAACUUUCUAAAAGUGCAAGUUCUGAAUCUGAGAAUUACAGCUCAUUUAAUGGUGGGAAACUUGUGCCGUCAAUGUUGCUUGGCAGUAGCUUUGAGCAGUCUGAGGAGUCUGAUAUAAAGGAUUUGAAGUUUGCUCCUACAAAUUGCACUCUUGGAAGCAGACGAAGUGAAGCUGGACAGGCUGUUUUCAGUAAUGUCAACACUUCUAGUAAACCACUUGAGCAUUCAGAAGAUCGGGGACUUCCAAAGAGUGAGGGAAGAUGUUCAUCUGUGUCAGAACCUGACUCUGAUCUCAAGAGUAGAGCUAGUGUUUCUUUUGCUAUGCCUUCUGGCAGUUUAGAUUUAGAUAUACGGCAGAGAACUUUGCUCCUGCGACGAAGGCAGAGUGAAAUUGAAAAUCGUGCGUGUAGACUCCGAAAGCGCUUGCAGGUUGUUCAGGCAAAGCAGGUGGAACGUCACAUUCAUCAACAGUUGGGUGGUAUUGCAGAGAAAAGUUUAGGCAAGCUGCCUAAUUUGGACUCCCAGAGGCAUCGCAGUCCUGUCCACACCCGUAAAGUAGAGGCUGCUCUCAGGAGAGUGUCCAAUGAAACUAGCACUUCUGAAGGACUUGGUAGUAUUCUGAAACUUGACUCCAUAUCAGCUGAAUUGGAGAGGUUUGCUUUAAGUGCCACAACCAAUCUGCAUUCUGUUGAAAGGACUUUUGAUUCGGACGUUACAGAAAGUAGUUCUGGUGGCGAGUCGGACAUAGAGGAGGAGGAACUUACCAAAGCUGAUGGAGAUCUCCACCAUAUACCCUUGCAGAGGAGAGCAGAAUGGAGGUGGGCAGAAGAGAGAGCUGCUAUUGUAUGCCGCUGGAACUGGCUACAAGCUCAUGUGUCUGACUUAGAGUAUCGAAUACGUCAGCAAACUGAUUACUAUAAGCAGAUACGAGCUAGCAAGGGUGCGGUAAUACUUGGCGACCCACCGCCUUCUGACCAAGCAGUAGAUCAUGGACCAGAUUCUGUUUGUGUGGAGAGUAAAACAGAUAGCUCCGUUUGUAUCUUUGCUCAACAGAGUGGAGCAGACAGAAGCAUUGAGAGAAGUGAAGCUGUUGAACAGAAAGAAACAUUGAGUACUGACAGCAAGGUGCCAUCCCAAAUGCCUAUUCCCAAUGGACAGGAGGAACCUGGUAUGCGGAGUCAAGGAACAUCUAAUAUAUUACUUAAUACCAGCAAUGAAAAGGAUAAUGCCACUGUGACUUCAGAGCAUGAGUUUACCUUUGAUUUUUCUUUGUUUCAUCAUGAGGAUGACAGUGAGCGGACUGGUGCUCUCCCUAAAAGACAGUUACCUGUAAAAACAUGCAGCGACGACCAAAUUGAAUAUUUUUACAUCAAAAGUCUACAGCCUGGCAUGACUGAUCACAGUUCCCCUGACAACUCUGAUGCUGAAGAAUUGUUAAGUAAAAAACAGAGGCUAAAUCUGGUGCCUCUGCUACCAGAUGGUACAUGUGUUUCUGCUCGAACUCGUCCAAUAGUAAGCUGUAAGAAGCGAAGAUUAGUUCGACCUAACCAUGUUGCACAGCUCUCUAGAAGGGUCCAGCGCUGCAGUGGAGUCCGAGCUAACUGUGACGUUAAUCCUGCUUGUUGUUUGUGUGGUUCCCGAACAUCUGUGUUACCGGAGAUAGUACAUGAAGCUGCUUUAUUAGAACGUUUGUCUCAGCUUGAUUCUUGCAUUCAUCCAGUUUUGUCAUUCCCUGAUGAUGUUCCAGUAAGUUUGCACUUUCAAACGCUGAUGAAGUCUCUCUGUCAAAACAAACAGCUGGACAGGAUCAGACUUCCCAAAAAAUUUACACUUAAGCACAAAGUACCUUCUUCAAGUAGUCUGAUGGAUCCAUCUCGGAAAGACAAACAUAAGCUGACCAACUCAUUCCUUGCUGCAGCCAAACUGUCUCACCAUAAAAAUCGCUCAGAAAGAAUUCCAAGGCAGCACUUAGAUGAUUUAUUCUCUGUGUCCAAAUUAGAAAGAACGGCAGUAUCUAAAUCUGAAAGGCCACUUAUCACAUCACUUGGACAGGAUAAACAUUACCGAAAACGAUUGCUGGAGAACCCUACUGAAAGAACAGAGGUGUCAAGGAGUCAAGUCGACACUAGUAACUCUGGCUUCUCCGUAACCAGCACGCACAUCCCUAUUCACAAUGCCCUGGUACGGCAGCUGUCAGCAUCUUCUGAGAAUUCCACACCUAGUUGUACUAAUGCAAUGGGCAUCUUCACAGCAGCGGUAAGGCGACGGAGGGGAGAAAGUUCCUUCGACAUUAACAACAUUGUUAUACCAAUGUCUGUUGCUGCUACAACACGUGUGGAAAAGCUCCAGUACAAAGAGAUUCUUACUCCAGCCUGGAAAGUGGAUGCCCUUUCAUUCAAAGGGUCCCCGAAGUCGUCCUCUGAUGCUAUUGAAGACCUAUCUGAUGCAGCAUUUGCCAAUCUCCACAUGAAAUAUGAAGAAUCAGAGCGUAGCAGGUGGACUUGGACAUCUAAAGCACCAGCCCAAAGGAGGGGUAGCAGGUCGUACAAGUCAACAGAUGGCAGAACAACCCCGUUGCUUGGAAGCACAAAUCCUUCCACCCCACAGCCCGCAUCUCCUGAUGGUGGGAUUUACCACUCCUUUUCAGAUCUGCAGUCCACGUCCUCUCCACUUAGUCCUAUUAGUCCAGAUUUGCAAUCUGCCCCACACACCCCAGCCUCACGGGAUUCACGAUUGUUCCAGAAUGAGGACACUCGUUCUUCUACACCAGACAUUGGCUAUGAUGAACCGACUGUGCAGCCAUGGGAGAGGCGCUCUUUUCCCCUUUCUUUCGACCCCAAGAUUGAAAGUGAGGACCAAUUGGAAAACCAGGAACGACCAGGUCGCAGUACACGACGCAUAUCUGGAAACAAACCAUCCAAGGAGACAGAGACACUGUUAGCAUCAUCUCUCCUUAAUGAAGCUAAACCCAGACAUCCAACAGUACUGCGGCCAGCACACAGAUGAAAUAAGUGGUGGAAAUUGUUAAGCUUCAGAAAUUUGUUUGAUAUUCAAACAUCAUUCAAAAUUUUCACAAUUUUUAGUGAACUUAAGGAGUUUAGAAACUGUUUUUCCCCUUUUUUUUUUCCCCUUCAAAACAUGUCCUCAGAGUAUAACAAUGCCUGUCACUUACUGCAUAUACUUGUGUGUUCAUAUAUAGGUAUAUGAUAUAGCACAUUAUAUAGUAAGUUUAUUGUUUUGGACUUGGCUUGCAGAAAAUAUUUUUACCACUUUUCUGCUUUUCCCCAGUUCUUGUCUUCAGUGGAGUAUAAUCAGUGGUGAUUAUAUAAAAUAUAAUUUUAUAUAUAUUUCAAGCAUCAUUGCACUAAACAUGACCUUUUAAAUUGAACUAAAACUUGGGUAUGUCAUGUAGUUUGUUCUAACUACUGAAAUGUUGAUAGUUAAUUUUAAAAAUUCCCGUUUUAGCAUCUUUUGUUGAUGUUUUUCCCUGUGCAAUACUGUGACUGCUUUAAGUACUGAUGAAUCUGAUACCAUUUAAACAAACUUGCGUGAAGUAUUCUGAAAGUCUGUGCCCACUUUUGAGUAUCAUGGCAUUUUGCAGUCUCUCGAGCAUUUUAUACCUCAUGCAGAAGAACUAGCAUCAGCAAGGGAAUCCUAAAAGAAAGCAAAAUUAUUGUGACGACCAGGAAAUUAAGAAACCUGACCUGUAUGCAGUUAUUCAUUUCGAAAGAAACAUCACAAGUACAUUAAAAUAUGUGUGAAACCUGGAGUAAGUGUAAAUUGUAAAGCAUACUGCUGCUUGCCUUUUUUUUUUUUUUUUUUUUUUUUUUUUUUUUUUUUUAAGGGGAAGGCUACCAUUUCAAGCAGCGUUUUAAACCAAAGUUGAAAUGCCAUUUUAAUCUGCAAGAUUAAUUUGGCUUAUGUUUAGAUUGUGUGAAAACCUUUCCCAACCAUUUUUCAUCUCUGGAAUUUCUAUAUGCAUGUUGAGAAGUGUAGUAAGUUCAGCAAGGCUUAAACUGUAAGGACUCCCUAAGUGAAAUGUAUUGUACACCUGUCACAUUAACCUGGCCUUUUAUAAGAACUGUUUUGUGAAAUAUUAAAGUUGUAGUGUAAGUGUAUGUUGUACAUAAGAUGCAGACUGCUUCACACCCGUAGUGUGUCCUGCAUUUACUCAAACCAGAUUUUUAUCAGCAUUUUUAUUAUAUAAACACCUUCACUGCAGCACAGGUAAUGUGCAUGUUCAGUUGUGUUAAAUUAUAUAUAUAUUUCAUUUUUCUUGAAAUUAAAACUUGCAUACGAGAGCUUUCCAAAAUUUACCAAAAUUGUAUGCAUCCAUUCCAUAUCCUUUUCUGCAUGAAAAGAGAUGCAGGGGAAAACCAGGACCUGUUUCACUGCUGAGAAUUCAGUUAUUUUUGAUAUUUGCCCCAGACUAACACUAUUGCCUUUGUUAGCUGUGUCACAGAUGGAUAUGGUAUUCUAAAAUUAGUUUUGAGUGAACCAGCUUGUUGUUGGUGUAGGAUUGUGUCAGUGGUUAGUUUCACUACAGCCACUAGUUUAGAAGUGCUACCACUGUGGAUGGAUGCUUCUUGGUCAACAUCUCUUCACUUAGACCUUGGGUAUUUUCUAUCAUUUUUUCUUGUGAACAUCUUAUGGAAAAAGGUUUGAUUGGUUGAACUAGUACAUGGUUAAAUUAGUAUAGAAAUUAGUCUUAGCAACUUUCCUCAUGGCUCUGUGUCAGGCAUGCAAUCUGAACAUGUAGGGGGUAACCACAUGAAGGGAUUUGCUACUGGAGUGGAAAUACAGGGAGGGAUGUGCUACUGGAGUGGGAAGAGAUAUGUAGUAAAACAAUGUUGGACGUUUUUGCAGUUAAAAUGUCACAUACUAAAAUACCUAUUUAGUACUUCAAAGAUAUUUUGUAUUUAAUUGGACAAAAUUCAGAUAUAGGAACUGACUUAUCCUUAUGGUGUGGAUGACCCUAUUAGUAGAUGAGUAUCCUCAACCAGGGCUACAAAUCCCAUAGAAACAAGUAAGGAGGCUUUCUGAACAUAUGUAGUUAAUUGUAAUGGAAAAGACUCUGUCACAGGUAAAAUGAGAUUGAAUAUUGUGGGUCUUGACUUAAAUAUUCCAGGAAAAAUGCCAUAUACACACACACACAGUGUUGUCCUUCAUAAUUCAACAUAAAUAAAAGUGUCUUGAAGUACAGAAAUUGGGUAAAACUGUGGCAAAAAAGGGCUGAAAAGGUAUUAUCCCACAUUGUUUUCACCAGUGCGUCGACUUUAAAGUAGCAGCUAAGUAAUGUGAGGAAGUAAUUGUAUAACUGUUUUAAGUGUUCUGCAUUAAAUUCAUAUGAUUUGUGCAUAUUUGCAGGUAUGUAUGAGAUGUUCCUUCUACCUUUGCUGUUGUGCUGUCUUUCUUAAAGACCCUGACAAAGUAGAUUUCCUUGAAAACAUAAUAUGGUGUCUUGAGAACCAGACUGAGAUUAACAAGACUAUAAAACUUUAGUCAGAACAGCCAAGUUUUCCUUUUAAAUGUAUUUAAAGAAGCAGUAGAAAAUGUCAGUUUUUGAAGGAGAAACAUGUACAUCUGGUUUGCACAGGCAGACCAACACGUUAUUUCAGGAACUAAAAUGAGACAACUUGGUCAGUUCCUCAGGUUACUGCUUUUUUGACAGUACACAGCCAGUGUGGAUAGUUGACUAGAGUAAUCUGAAACUCGUGGAGAAAUGUAGAAGUAUGCACUCAUCUUUCUCAACUUGUCUGUAUAAAACCUCUGAAACUACGACAGGUGUUUAGGAGGGUGAGGUAGGUGCAGGCAGUUUCUAAGUAGUGUUAACUCUCAUCUUAAAAUGUGGUAAUCCUAGUUUAGACUAAUGCAGUCCAGUAAAAAGGUUGGGAUUGUUUGAAAAAAGCCAAAAGGGAAAAAAAACUGCCAAGAUCUAAGAAAUCUGGGGUGCUUUUAACUGUCUGGUAUAUUUGUUUGCAUGUGUUUGCAUCUUUAAAACUAGAGUUUCAGAGUAAGAGGUAUGUUUGACUACAUGUUGUGAAGUUGUUGUAGGUGCACUGCUAAUUGCAGUGUAACUGAAUCCCAGUUUACCAAAAUUAAAAAUGUUCUCUGACCAUAACUAAAUGUUUAGAUACUAUUUGGCGUUGCUACAGCUUUGGAGUUUUAUUAAUUUAAAGCCUAUCCUACAAGAGUUGUAGAUUUUUGAGGGAUGCAGUUGUGUGCAUGGUUUUAGGUUCAGUGAAGUAGCAUCCAGCAAAUUUGUGAUUGGAGUGCAUCUGUAAAUCCUUUAAUCACAUGCACAGGUGUAGUGGGCAUUUGACAUGUAGUCUUACCUACCCUCAUUCUCUCUCUCAACUGGUUGAGAAUAUGUAGCAUGUGUGCCGAUAUUUAAGCCUGCUUUAGUCAUGAAGAGAGAAGUUCAGUACAGAAAGAUUUCAAAGGGGCUGCAUGAGCUAUUGUGUACAGUAGGCUGUUGAAAGAACCAGAGUUACAAAUGAUCACCUGAUUUGUAUUUUUCACCAUGUAAAGACUCCACUGUGACAGGCUGAGAUGUAAAAUCAGAAACUGUUCCAACAAAUUUUCUUGAAUGUUUCCAGUCAAGUUUCAGCUGCUUUCCAUUACACUUUUUUCCAGAACGUACUGUUUCUACUUGUAACCUCAUUGUUCCUCAUGGUGUCAUAAAAGCUAUUUUAUUGUUA